This is a messenger RNA of Myxocyprinus asiaticus (Chinese sucker), 2329 nucleotides long. RefSeq names its product transmembrane protein 39A (gene tmem39a). The coding region runs from base 424 to 1878 and encodes 484 amino acids. Gene Ontology annotation, biological process: negative regulation of autophagosome assembly; negative regulation of autophagosome maturation. The record is from RefSeq and is a predicted model, not a curated record. Gene Ontology annotation, cellular component: endoplasmic reticulum membrane. The transcript is spliced from 9 exons. Lineage: Eukaryota; Metazoa; Chordata; Actinopteri; Cypriniformes; Catostomidae.
UUUAGACUAGACUAUGGAUAUUACCCGUAAUGAGAACAUAAUCAUAAUGCGGUUAGAAAUAUUAGUAGUAGAUGACAAUAAUACGCAACAGAUGGACACGUGCUCUGUGUGUGUGUACUGCGCAUGCCCGGCAGACUCAUGGCGUCUCAGCGCUGAUGACGCAGUGUGACGCAGCCGCUGGUUUGCCACGUCGCUCUGUCGUUGUAACGGCCGCGCGAGGAACUUCUGCUACUUUAAACCGUUAAUAACGGAACAAAAACAAACUCCACCGUGUCUCAUCAUUAGAGAGAAGAGAAACAAAUGAGUUUGAGUGACUGAUGUCUGCGCUCAUGAUUGAUGUGCGUGUGCGGGCUGCAUCGUGCCGAGUCGUGAGGACGUGGUCACUGGGAGCCGCUGGUGUGGUGGUUGCCGUGGGAACCGGUCAUGCCCGGGGGCCGCAGGGGUCCGAGUAGACAGCAGCUGAGCCGUUCGGCACUACCGUCGCUGCAGACGCUGGUGGGCGGAGGCCUCAGUAACGGGACGGGCCUCAGGUGCAGGACCAGUAGUUCAGUGGGUGUGUCAGCUCCACCCCUCACAGCACUCAUCACUCCAGAACCCGUCCGUCACUGUCGAAUCCCGGAUCUUCCUCUGGACAGUAAACUGCUGUUUGAAUCUCUGCUCUUCCUCUACCUGCUGGUGGCACUCUUCGUACAAUACAUCAACAUCUACAGGACAUUGUGGUGGAGCUCAUACAACCAGCCCACAGCCUCCACAUCACUGAAUUUUCAUUUGAUGGAUGUCCAUCUGGUGAUCUUCAUCACAGUAAUGUUGGCCAGAAGACUCGUGUGGACCAUCAUCUCAGAGGCGUCUCAGUCGAGUCCCGUCUCUCUCGUGCAGUAUGUUCUUCUGAUCGUGGCUCGGUUGAGUCUGUUGACUCUGUGCGGUUGGAUUCUCUGCUGGACUCUAUUGAAUCUCUUCAAGAAACACUCUGUUCUGAAUCUGCUCUUCCUGGGAUACCCGUUUGGUGUGUAUGUUCCUCUGUGCUGUUUCCAUCAUGAGGGUCGAGUGCCGCCCCCUCCGAGCGACUGCGGUUUCUCCGAGCAGGACACGUCUGACGGUGCUCUGAUCCGCCCUAAAGACUUCCUCACGCUCCUGCGAGAAAACCUGCGCGAGCAGUUCACGAGUCCCGCCCACGUCCCCACCCACAGCUGCCCGCCGUCACCUGAGCUCAUCCGCAGCGAGAUCGAGGAGCUGAAGAGCGACUUUAACCGCCGCAUUAAAGAAGUGCUCUUCAAUUCGCUCUUCAGUGCGUACUAUGUGGCCUUCCUGCCGCUCUGCUUCGUCAAGAGCACACAGUACUACGACAUGCGCUGGUCAUGUGAGCACCUGAUCAUGGUGUGGAUCAACGCGUUUGUCAUGUUGAUGAGUCAGCUGCUGCCGCCCAGUUACUGCGAUCUGCUGCACCGCUCGGCUGCACAUCUGGGCCGCUGGCAGAGACUGGAACACGGUUCCUAUAGCAACGCCCUGCAGCACAUUUGGUCAGACAGCACUAUCUGGCCGCAGGGAGUUCUGGUUCGUCACAGUCGCUGUCUGUAUAAAGCCGUUGGGCCGUAUAACGUCGCUCUGCCUUCUGAUGUCUCUCAUGCCAGAUUUUAUUUUUUGUUUCAUAAGCCGCUGCGGAUGCUCAAUCUGUUGAUCGGGAUCGAGUCUAGCGUGGUGGUGUAUCAGCUGUACUCGCUACUGCGCUCUGAACGCUGGAAUCACACGCUGUCGCUCGGACUCAUUCUCUUCUGCAACUAUUAUGUGCUCUUCAAGCUGCUGCGGGAUCGGAUCGUGUUGGGUAAAGCGUACUCAUACCCCCUCAGCGGUGCCGCCGGUCUUGGACUAAAGUCACAGUGAAAUGGAUCCUGCACCUUUAAGAACUCACGGCCGAUUGUUUGGGUGCUAAAGGACUGGGAAUUUCUAUUGCUUUUGAUACGGUUCUAUUUUCAUGCGUUUGUAUCUAUUUAAUAAAAUAUUUUAUACUGCAAGAACACGGGAGCAUUACGCUUAUCGUAUCCGCUGCCCGCGAGUUAUGAUGCCUUGAAGCCCGUGUGUCACUCCACGUCCAAAUUCAGCCAAAGAUGAGUAAAAACAGAAUGAGCCAAUCACACGAGCCUCUUGCUCUGUGGACCAAUCACGAUGCAGGACUGAACAGGAGGCAGUCCAGCUCAUCAUUUCCAUAUUUUGAUAAGUAUUAUCAGUUCAUCAUAUCUGUCUAUUGUGUUUCAAUCUAAAGUUCAUCAGAUCAGACAGAGUCUGUUUGAAACACUUUUGUAACCAAUGUCUUCACUUCCUGUUGACUUUAACU